AUGAGUUUACAUUACGCGUAUUCUGCAAGUAAUCGUGAAAAUAUACCAAAUGGACCAAUUUCACCAUCUUUUUCAUCCGCAAUACAUUUUUUACGUACAUAUAAUAGUUUGUUAAUACCAUCGACAACAGUGCGUAGCACAAAACCAGCAAAAAAACGAAAUUUAAAUGAACGAUUGUUACAAAUUGAAAAUUCAACCAGAAUAUCAAGUACAACGAAUUUGUCGUCACCGUCAGCACCAGACUCAACAAAUGAUGCCACACCUAACACUAAUUUGAGUACACAAAGUAAUAAUAACUAUGCAAAUUAUGGGAUUACUCCGUCGCCAUUUAUAACAGCACAAAAUUUCAUAGGAUAUCCACCAAUCUCAAAAAUUUAUCAUCAAAUGGAGAAUAAGAAAUCGAGUAUAUUACCGCGUUCACUAUCAGUAAGUAGUUUAAAUUUUGGAAAUCAACUAUCAAGACGGCAACGUGGUGAGAAAAAACCAAUACCAGAUGAACAAAAAGAUGAUAAAUAUUUUGAAAGAAGAAAGCGAAACAAUCAAGCUGCUAAAAAGUCACGAGAUGCCCGUAAAAUACGCGAAGAUCAAAUAGCAUUAAGAGCAUCAAUGUUGGAGCAUGAAAAUGCAAUACUACGAGCACAAAUAUUGACAUUAAGAGAAGAAGCAACAUCUUUAAGACAAAUGUUAUUUUUUAAGAAAUCUACAGAAUCAAGUCAACUUACUCCAGACAUUCAAAUUUGUUCACCAACUUAA
Messenger RNA from Chrysoperla carnea, 753 nucleotides. Its product is annotated as cell death specification protein 2. Gene Ontology annotation, cellular component: nucleus. Lineage: Eukaryota; Metazoa; Arthropoda; Insecta; Neuroptera; Chrysopidae. Gene Ontology annotation, molecular function: DNA-binding transcription factor activity, RNA polymerase II-specific; RNA polymerase II cis-regulatory region sequence-specific DNA binding. The record is from RefSeq and is a predicted model, not a curated record. The coding region runs from base 1 to 753 and encodes 250 amino acids. Gene Ontology annotation, biological process: regulation of transcription by RNA polymerase II. The transcript has 5 exons.